AUGUUCCUGGCGGAACUACAAGGGCCUUUGAUUCGCGGAAGGUUUCAGCUCGAGAAACGACUGCUCACAUUCCUUACUGAGUAUUCAAGUGAUCACCUUGCAAUCUUCAAUCUGCUUCGUUACGGAACUUCUGAACAACUUUCAUACGCAAUGAAGCUUCCCCGCCCCAUUAACGCCAUGAUUCGCACAGCAGUACAAGGCUCCAAACAAGGCAAGAAAGCUAAGUUCCAAACAUUCUCAAAGUGCAGAGCUUCUUCGCCUACGAAGAAGAACAAAACGACAGAAGCAACUACCCCUUGGAACCUACCCUGUAUACUACCGGGUCCCGAAAUGAGCCUCCCUUUCCCACGCAGCAGAGCAGAGCCAGGCGCUCAGACGUUUCCGGCGACUGAAGUUGGAGGAUUCGAGGGCGGAGGGGAGGAUAUUUGGACAUAUGGGACUGGAGCUACGAGCACGGGUAUUGGAUGCGGUAUACAGCCUUAUGGCGGAUGGCAGCCUGUUCCGAGGGAGAUGAUUCCGAAAGACGAAAAGGUUUGGGGACCGGACGGAGAGGUGGUCUUUAGAGAGCAGAUGCCAACUGGUGGGGAAGGAGGUUCUGGCGUAGAUGUAGGUUCAGGAGGUGAGAUUGAUGUGGGUGGAGGGUUUGAUUUCGACUUCUUUUGAUAUAUGAUGGGGAUAUGUCCGGUGUUGGGAAACGAAACGUUGUGGC
Messenger RNA from Mollisia scopiformis, 709 nucleotides. RefSeq lists its product as uncharacterized. The transcript has a single exon. The coding region runs from base 1 to 663 and encodes 220 amino acids. The record is from RefSeq and is a predicted model, not a curated record. NCBI's taxonomy places the organism in Eukaryota, Fungi, Ascomycota, Leotiomycetes, Helotiales, Mollisiaceae.